Molecule: messenger RNA, 2533 nt
Organism: Polypterus senegalus (gray bichir)
Lineage: Eukaryota; Metazoa; Chordata; Cladistia; Polypteriformes; Polypteridae
Product: serine incorporator 3-like
Exons: 10
Coding region: 414-1790 (458 amino acids)
Cellular component (GO): membrane
Source: RefSeq, a predicted model, not a curated record
GAAAAUAGUUUCAAUUUCAUGCAUUUAGGAGUUAUGCCAUUUGGGGAAAGAGUCGCCUUAUUUUCCCGGAAUUCUUGGACGAAGCGGGAUUAUACCACUUGAGGAGGGGAUCUAAAAGCGUGUGCACAGCAGCUCGUUUGGCCCUGAAAGGUCACCAGCCCACCAGGAAAUUUGCCGGUGUUACCGGCGGCCAUUCCGCCCCGGACGUGAAUUUUAAGAAUUCGGCUUAGAUGCCCAAACAACUUGCCCUCACACCUCUGCAUUUGCAUGACGUCACGGCAGUAUUUGACAGGCGAGGGGUGGAGUCGUCCUCCACUAGUUGGAUGAGCAAGGCUACAUAACAGUCCUGCAAGUGGAUCCUCGGAGGUUGAGAAUUUAAAGCUUUCUUGAAUCUGUGUAAUUGACCUGAAGUGAUGGGAGCCGUUCUUGGUGCCACUUUGGUGAGCUGGGUGCCAUGUUUGUGUUGUGGUGCCACAUGCUUGCAGUGCAGCUGUUGUCCUAACAUCAAAAAUUCAACUGUGACUCGCCUUAUAUAUGCUUCUUUUGUACUUCUUGGGACUCUUCUUGCUGGUAUUUUGCUUGCACCGGGUAUGGAGAAACAACUUAUAAAGAUCCCUGGCUUCUGUGAACGGGACUAUGGGAUUGUAGACUGCGAAAUCUUCUUAGGCUAUGAAGCUGUGUACCGGGUUUGCUUUGGGUUGACAGCUUUCUUUGCUCUCUUUGCUGUACUAAUGUUCAAUGUAAAAACUAGCUUAGAUUUAAGAGCUUAUUUACAUAAUGGGUACUGGUGUAUUAAGAUUGCUGCAAUUAUUAGCCUGUUAGUAGGUGCUUUUUUCAUCCCAGAUGGAAAUUUUACUCAAGUUUGGUUUGGGUUUGGCGUAGCUGGUGCUGUCAUAUAUAUCUUAAUUCAGUUGUUGUACUUGGUGAGCUUUGCUCACACCUUGAAUAUAUCCUGGCUUCAGAAAGUGGAAGAUGGAAAUUCCAAGCUUUGGAAGGCAGCAUUAAUAUGUGUGAUGAUGAUAUGCUAUGGCAUUUCCAUUGCUGCAGUUGUGCUUUUGUGCAAAUAUUACACCACUCCAGAUGGCUGCACCCGAAAUAAGUGUUUCAUCGCCUUCAACUUCAUUUUUUGUAUUGUGGCAUCUAUCAUUUCAAUUUUACCUAAAGUGCAGGAAAAACUAUUUUAUUCUGGUUUACUGCAGUCGUCUUUCAUCACCAUGUACACAAUGUAUCUCACCUGGUCUGCCAUGACAAAUGAACCAGAUAAAAGAUGUAAUCCAAGUUUGCUUAGCAUUAUAGGACAGUCAAAUUCCACUACGCCAGCAAAUUCCACUCAAGAAGAUAUUAAGAAACCUUCACUUCACUGGAUGGAUUCUCAGAACAUCACAGGAGUUGUCAUCUUUGUGCUGUGCAUUGUCUACUCAGCCAUUACAUCAUCAAACAAAUCUAAAAUCAGCAAGUUGGCAAUCUUUGCUUCUGAAGCAGUCGUCCUAAAUGACACCUCAAUAGAAGCUGAAGGCUUGGGUAGCAGAGAUGAUCCAAAGCGUGUUGAGGACAAUGAAAAGCAAGGUGUUCAGUACAGCUACACAGCCUUCCAUAUUAUGAUGUGUCUGGCAUCCCUUUACAUAAUGAUGACCAUAACCAACUGGUACAGCCCUUCUGCAAACUACACAACGAUGACCAGUAAAGAGCCUGUCGUGUGGGUGAAGAUAGCAUCAAGUUGGCUGUGCCUGCUUCUUUAUAUAUGGACAAUGAUUGCACCGCUUGUGUGCCCCACUCGGGAUUUCAGCUAGAUCUGCUUUAUUUUUGCCUGCUUUGCUUAAACAAAACUACCAUAAACAUAUAGGCCAAAGGCAAUCUGACCAAUUUUUCCUAGAUUUCUAAUGUUUUUACACAGCUCUGCCAUUCAUGUAAAUACCAAACACAUUUUACUGACUUUCAUACCUUCUAUCAAGACAAUCCUGUAGUCUAUUUUGUGCAGUUUUCUCCCUUCAUUUAACACAGGGUAAUACCUGGCUCAACUUGCAAAAUUAUUAACAAGUGACUCUCUGCCCUACAUGUGUGUCAGCUGUCACUUGGACAAAAUCACAUUUACAGUAGAAAAUAAUGCAGAAACAGGAGACCAGCAAUCUGUUGUUGUUUAUUCGGAGAAAAUUGUGAUGUUCGCUCCAUCAUACUAGACCAGUGUAUCCUACCACGGGCUUAUCCUUUACCCGCUCUGUUGCCUUUAUAAUUUUGAUCAACCUUUCAAAUGAUGAACAGAAGGGCCAGUGGUCGCCAGGUGCAGCUCCAUUUGGUCAGGAAUGGAGAAGAAUGUCUUUGGGGCAAAAGAAUAAGACAUCAAUUUGUCAUUAGUGUGUCAUAUUCUUAGAAAAACUGAGGACUUAUUUACCACUGUAGAGGCAUCUCAACUUUCUUAAAAAAAAAAAAAAAAAAGGCUAAAGUCAUUUUGAUAAAAAUCAAUGUAACAGCUGUAUUUAAGGACAGCAUCAGAUAACAAUUCUGAGCAAUCAAUUAAAAGCAUUUUUUAUACAUA